Tetranychus urticae (two-spotted spider mite) is the source of this 1499-nucleotide messenger RNA. It is a transcript of the gene Arl8, whose product is annotated as ADP-ribosylation factor-like protein 8. Gene Ontology annotation, biological process: anterograde axonal transport; protein transport. Gene Ontology annotation, molecular function: GTPase activity; GTP binding. The record is from RefSeq and is a predicted model, not a curated record. NCBI's taxonomy places the organism in Eukaryota, Metazoa, Arthropoda, Arachnida, Trombidiformes, Tetranychidae. Gene Ontology annotation, cellular component: lysosomal membrane.
AGAUUUGCUGCUGUAGGCUGCAUUUGUUGUUUUCUGGAAUCACUUUAAUGAAGUGACUUUAUAAACUAACAAUUCUCAUCCUGUUAGCCAGAUCAACUUGUAGCUUAUUAUUCAUUUAGUCAUCUUAUAUCUUUUUUCUUAAUCAAUUAAACAUGUUGGCUGUAAUUAAUCGAGUGCUAGAUUGGCUGAAAAGCCUAUUCUGGAAAGAAGAAAUGGAGCUUACCCUGGUUGGUUUACAGAAUUCGGGUAAAACUACAUUUGUCAAUGUGAUAGCUUCUAACUCUUUCUUGGAAGAUAUGAUUCCCACCGUAGGAUUCAAUAUGCGUAAAGUAACCAAAGGAAAUGUCACCAUAAAGAUCUGGGAUAUCGGAGGUCAACCAAGAUUCCGCAGUAUGUGGGAACGUUAUUGUAGAGGUGUCAAUGCCAUUGUAUAUAUGGUAGAUGCCGCCGAUCAUGAAAAAAUUGAAGGCUCACGCAAUGAACUUCAUAAUUUGCUGGAUAAACCACAAUUAGCCGGUAUUCCCGUAUUAGUUUUGGGAAAUAAAAAAGAUCUGCCUGACGCACUGGAUGUAAAUGAAUUAAUUGAGCAAAUGAAUCUGGCUGUAAUUCAAGACAGAGAAAUUUGCUGCUAUUCCAUCUCAUGUAAAGAAAAAAGUAACAUUGAUAUAACCUUACAGUGGUUGAUUAAUCAUUCCAAAUCUGGAUCCCGUUAAUAUACUCACAAUUUACCGGACUGCCCAUAAAAAGAUGAUUCCAUUUUAAUUUUUUUUAGUGGAAACAAAGAAACGUUCCCAAGCCAUACACGAAAUCACAAGUCAUUUGUUUAUUUUCCUUUCCGCUUCCAUCCUCGUAUAAAUGAAGCAAAAUCAAUUUUAACAAUUUGAAGUUUUCUCGUAAUCAGCCAACAGAGGGGUAAUCAGACUCAAAAUCAUAACAUCAAAACAAAAAUAAAAGUGCUGGAGAUACAAUUAUCAAGCGAAUACAUUGAAUGGCCAUUUUCUACUUCCAUUGUGAACUCAAAUGUGUUGGAAGUCAAUUUGGAAAGAAAAGCAAUUUUUUAGUUUACAAAAGAACUGUUAUCAUGCAUGUAAUAUUUCCUGAUUGAUCUUUAUGAAACUGAAUCAACUACGCGAGAACUUCUUUAUUUGUUUUAAUGUUAUCAAAUAUCUAAUCUUUCUUUACCAAAAUUACAAAGAUUUGGCGUGGUAAAUGUUCCCUACAAAUCAUGACAAAAAUGAAAUUGAAAAGAAUAAGGAAAUUUCAUUCUCAUCAAGUUCCAAUUUGCCAUCUCAAUAAGAUGAAGAAAGGCGAAAAAUCAACAAAUCAACUGUUCUCAAUUUUGUGAUCAUUCAAAAUUCAAUCUUAAAUCAAUCUAAGAGUAUUUAUUACAGGAACAAUUACCGAGAAAACAAAUGAUUAUUUUCUUGUUCAUUUCUUGUUCAUUAGCCAUAUAUGAAGCACACAAAUAACAAAUAAAGCCCAAUCAUUAUGAUUUAUGA